UUUCGCCCAGGCCCAUGGCGCUGGCAGGAUGGGCAAGUGUCACGUACUUCAUACUGCUAGGAAGUUCCGUAGUCACCGAAAAGACCAGAAGUGGCAUGAUAAACACAAGAAAGCCCAUUGAGGCCCAGCCCCAAAGACUAACCCUUUUGGAGGUGCUUCUCCUGCAGGAAUGGUGCUGGGAAAAGUAGGAGUUGAAGCCAAACAGCCAAAUUCUGCCACUAGGAAGUGUGUCAGGGUCCAGUGCAUCCAGAAUGGCAAGAAAAUCAGAGCCUUUGUACCCAAUGAUGGUGAGGAAAAUGAUGAAGCUCUGGUUGCUGGAUUUGGCCGAAAAAGUCAUGCUGUUGGUGACAUUCCUGGAGUCUGCUUUAAGACUGUCAAAGUAGCCAAUGUCUCUCUUUUGGCCCUAUACAACGGCAAGAAGGAAAGUCCAAGAUCAUAA
Symphalangus syndactylus (siamang) is the source of this 439-nucleotide messenger RNA. RefSeq names its product small ribosomal subunit protein uS12-like. NCBI's taxonomy places the organism in Eukaryota, Metazoa, Chordata, Mammalia, Primates, Hylobatidae. Gene Ontology annotation, cellular component: ribosome. The record is from RefSeq and is a predicted model, not a curated record. Gene Ontology annotation, molecular function: structural constituent of ribosome. Gene Ontology annotation, biological process: translation.